Clonostachys byssicola is the source of this 2088-nucleotide messenger RNA. Lineage: Eukaryota; Fungi; Ascomycota; Sordariomycetes; Hypocreales; Bionectriaceae. The record is from the annotation of a GenBank genome assembly.
AUGCCGGCGGUUGCGGAUCUUCCUCGUACGGGGAGCAUUCAGGAUACGAACAGGUAUUGGAUGUCCCAAGCCGCCGACGGCCACCUCACGAGCCAUUCAGGGGGCGCAAGGAAACAAGCCCCGUCUGCGAGGUCACGCCCAUGCGAUACCUGCCGCCUACGCAAAACACGCUGCGUAAAAGAACCAAGCCAACUUCGUUGUGUUCUCUGCACGUUUCAUGACCAGCCCUGUACUUAUGUACGAGGCCCCACCCGUCGACAACGAAGGACAACCCGAUAUAUCGAAUAUGAAGCUCAGGUCCCAUCGUCAAGAAACUAUUUGACUCAGUUGAGCCUUGGUAAUGAGCCCAGGGCGUUUCAAAUACCAGAUAAUGGAACACCGGACUGUGUACAGACAUCUCCAGCCUCUAGCCAACAUACAAAUGCAACAUCUCCGACAAUCAGCAUCGAAAACAAUGGCACAUCCAACCUAAUCAGUCCAGAGCUUUCAUCUCAGACGCAGCAGCCUCGUUCCAGCACGCCUGCCCCACGCCCAAGAAUCCUGAGCAAUACUCUAGGGCUAGAUCUUGAGACUCACGCCGAGUAUAUAGGGACUACCGAUUACCGCGAUCCAAUUUUACUUGACUUACAUCGUACUCACCAAGGACUAGAAAGCAACUCUCUAGGUCACCCACCGAGAAGCUUUACGCGACGUCUUGAUGAAGGAACCGCCUUUGUUGUGCAUACCGAUGGAUCGACGACGUCAGAGUCUCAACGCAUUGCAGAUCUUGAUGCAAUCGAAGAUGCGAUUCGCCCCCUCGGUCGGACACUGGUAGACCUCUACUUCCGUGUUGUCCACCCAAGCUUUCCCAUACUACACAAAGACGUGUUUAUCAGCAAACACCGCGUAUCGCACCGCCAUUUUGCACCAUCUCUGCUCGCCGCAGUCUACCUUGUGGCGCUGGACUGGCAGCUGUACGAUAGUUCACUUGCCGGGCGCGAAAUGGAAAGCAUCCCAAACCCCAGUGCGCUCGAGGAGUUGGCUGAACGCACGAUGGCUCACGAUAUGCGACGCCCUAAGCUCAGCACACUGGAGGCCGGUUUGCUUUUACUACAGCGUAACUCUCGCAAUGCUGAGACUGGCUCACACAGUCAUCCGUCGUCUAGCCGCAUGUUCACUGCACAACUCGUUGCCAUGGCCCAGGAUCUUGGCAUACAUGUGGACUGUAGUUCGUGGGAUAUCCCAGAUUGGGAAAUAGGACUACGCCGUCGGCUGGCCUGGGCGUUAUACAUGCAAGAUAGAUGGGGCGCCUGCGCUCAUGGGCGACCUUUCCUCAUCCACGACGUGGAUUGGGGCGUGAGGCCAUGCACUGACGGUGACUAUCCAGAGCUGGCUGCAGAGGCUGCUACGGAUCCAUCCAACCCUUCUACCACGGCGACUGGCUGGGCACAAUUUCUGCAGCACAUUGAACUGACUAAGGCUCUGAGUGAAGUCAUGGGGACAUUCUACAACGCAGCGGCAUCACGUUCUGGCUACGGCGCUACGCAGAUAGGAACAGUCACCCUUGUCGAACUAGCUAAACCUCUUGUGUUGCGUUUGCGAGAGUGGUAUACCGAUCUGCCCCAGCAUCUACGCAUGGAAUACGCCAAGGAUAGAGAGCUCUGCGCGAACGGGGCACUGCGUCUGGCUCAUAUAUCGGUUGAGAUCGCUCUACACCGUGCCCUCAUACGGGCAAUAACACCAGAUACGCCCGAGCCCCUUCACUACGCUCUUCGUUCAACGGCCCGAGCCAAGGUCCAAGACGCUAUAUCUUUACUUAAAUCACUACAGCCCGAGCAUACGGCGGCCUUCUGGGGCAGUGCAGCUUCUUACCAGGUAGCCCAGGUUGGCUCGCUGACUGCGUUGAUGUGGGCUACUGCAAGCACCCCCGAGGAGGUGGCUUGGUGCGUAUCACGAGUUGAGGACUUACGAUGGGCCCUUAGGGUUAGAGCUUCUGCCGCGCCGUUUGCGCGAGAGGCAUUGAGGCUCAUUGAGCGGGAUGUUGGUGGCCUGGGAAUUGUUGCAAUGGCCCCUGACUACGGUGUAAGGCCUAUAGAGAGCCAAUGCUGA